AGCACCAAUAGCAAACUUCGGAAGCUGAAGUCGUACAAAAGCCGUUGUUGUGAAUCGCGAACACAGUAAGAUGCUACAGUUCAACGGAUCAACUCAGACUGUACCAUCACACGCUGCACCCCGGCUCAUUGCCUAUCAAGAUGCAACGUCCAAGGUCCCUACUACAUAGGUACGUAAGGAAUCCAAUUGGGUAGAUUGGAUCGUCAGGGGUCUCGUUGAUGCGUGCCCAUCUCCCACUGAAACAUCGUGUAUCAUGGGUUGUGCCUCCUUCUGCUCCUUGUAGUUACAUGUUACGUACUUAGACACUAGAGACUCGAUGUAGCCUAUCGUUUUUCCCUCCAAGUAUUCGUUUAUUCAUUCAAACACUCCUUUCAUGCGACGACGCCAUUCAUUCAUUCAGUCAUUCAUCCCAUCCUCAUAUUCAUACCCAUACAUUCCUUUCUAAACAGUUCAGUUUGCUCGGAAUCCAACUACCGAACAUUCCUUUUUCCCUCCGAGCAGAUACGAACAAGCAAACACGAUCACGCCACGGGGUCACAUUAGUUCGACUUCAAUUUCGCGUGCUCGGCAACAUCCGAGCCUACUGAACAGAUCAUUCGGGUAAUGAAGAGGACGAUCGAGAAGUUAGAACGUUGGAAUUGGAUUUCGCAAUUGUAUCGAGAGUGCCGGAUAUCAUAUACGCACCAUGAGCCCUCUUCCAGUUGAUCAGGUGACGCAGUCGUCGUCGGCGUCGAACAUCGCCCGAACCAUCAUAAACCUCCUGAGAACACGCGACGACGAGGAGACCUACGCCAAAUGCCACCCUCAGCCGAAUAUUGAUCUUUGCGAGAAGCCCGAGGCGGCCAGUAAUACGACCACCAUCGUGCUCAGCGUUCUCGGCGGCAUUCUAGUAGUCGGCACCAUCGCCACGCUAAUAGUCUUCCACCUCCGACGCCAACGCAGCGACGCGCGCGAAUGGCCUAAAAGCCAACAAGAGCUCGAAGACUACGGCAUUGGUCCCAUGCCCUCCGCCCCCAGCAACAACGGCGCCCCUCCUCGACCCAAGAACGCGUAUCGCCAACCACACGUCGAAUCCGACUCCACGCACCUUCCGCCACCCGGUCGUCGGGACUCGCUGAAGUCGCUGGCGCGGUCGAUCCGGGGUAACCCCGAUGCGUAUAGGUCGCGACCUGACGAUACUAGGCAUGAUAUGAAGGCCGUGGAACCGACAAGUCAGUUAUAGUUAUAAGGGAAGGGUAGGGGUAGGGGUUAGGUGAAAGAGAGGAGAUAGGAGAGAGGAGGAUGAUACCCGUCACCGAAUCUAGCAAAGGGGGGAUCUAUAACAAUCAAGCAAAAAAGAACGAAAACGAAGUCGCGUAGAACAAGAAUAUGAAUACAAUAAACCAAAACAGAGCUGGUUCUGUCAUUUUCCACCAAAAGAAAAUUUUUGCUAUCAUGAUCAUUGCGUUGAUAUUGAUUUGUCUGUCUGGUUCGUGGGGAUAGACUGUGUAUGCAAGCUACCUAGUCAUUAUAUGUAGGUACCUAUACGACAUUCUCCUUGUGAGCUAAAUACUAC
Messenger RNA from Annulohypoxylon maeteangense, 1555 nucleotides. RefSeq lists its product as uncharacterized. NCBI's taxonomy places the organism in Eukaryota, Fungi, Ascomycota, Sordariomycetes, Xylariales, Hypoxylaceae. The transcript is spliced from 3 exons. The record is from RefSeq and is a predicted model, not a curated record. The coding region runs from base 686 to 1222 and encodes 178 amino acids.